UGGGGUGUUAAAGGAAAGGCUGUUGACUUCCUCUCUUCACGUCAGCUGGGUCCAUUCAGGGCUCCGGGCAUCUGUGGUGACUUGUCUACUCUAAUGCUGCAGAAUGUGGCAGAUGCUAUCACCAACGGCUUUGCUACUUCUGGUUUCAGCUGGCACACGAGCUGAUCACCCCAAGGCUAAGGUGACCCUAGACCCUCAAUGGAACAGGGUGCUCAAGGACGACGAGGUGGUUCUGAGGUGCCAGGGAUCCUACUCCUCAGAGGACCAUUUUACACAGUGGUUUCACAACGGGACCGUCAUAGAAAACCAAUCCUCCAGCUACUCCAUCGCAGCUGCCAGAGUUGAAGACAGUGGAGUGUACCAGUGCAAGACAGCCCUCUCACCACUCAGUGACCCAGUGCAACUAGAAGUCCACACAGACUGGCUGUUGCUCCAGGCCUCUCGGUGGGUGUACGAGGAGGGGGAUCCCAUUGUGCUGAGGUGCCACAGCUGGAAGAACAAGCAUGUGCACAAGGUCCAAUAUUUCAAGGAUGGCAGAGGCAGGAAGUUUUCUUAUCAGAAUUCUGAGUUCCACAUUCCAAAAGCAAGACAAGAAGACAGUGGCUCCUACUUUUGCAGGGCGCUUAUCGGGCCUAGUAGAAACGAGUCUUCAAAGGCUAUGAACGUCAUUGUUAAAGGUCCUACAAUUCCACCCGACUCACCACUUUUUCCAUCUUGGAUCCAAGUCACUUUCUGCCUGGUGAUGGGACUCCUGUUUGCAGUGGACACGGGGCUGUAUGUCUCUGUGCAGAGAGACCUUCGAAAUUCAAUGAGAGACCAGAAAAAUGUCAAAGUCACAUGGAGCCGGGGCUCUUAGGACAAAUGGGGGUAAUAAAAGAAGCAUCCCCAUCCCAAAUGGGUAAUAAAGCAGCAUCUCUGAACCUCUCUCUAGAUUCACAACCCUAUCAUCCCCAACAGGCAUCUCUGGGAGCAGAAGGAAAACUACACCUCAUAGUAUAGCCUGAAGGUCCUUCACCCCACUGCAUUUUCUCUUAGUCUCCAAUGGAAAGGAAAGGUCUGUGAUCUUAAAGAGCCAACAGAGAAGCCCUAGGGAGUAGCUACAUUACCAGGAAUUGAAGUCUCAGAGCUACACAGAUACUUUCUCUGUCCCAACCGUUCAUCCCAGCAACGCAACAAUACAGCCUCCAGAUGGUGACCCUUGAUUAUGAACAUUGUUCUUAAGUAAUUGGAUAAGUAGGUAAGAGAAUCAAUGGUGAGGGCCAGCUGGGGAGUGGUCUGCAUCUGUUGCUGCAGGACAAGUUGCCUUCAAGGCACCUUAAAACUCCUUCCGGACAGACUGUGGGGAUUGCUGGGGGUCUAGGAGAGACAGCAGAACCAAUGAAGGGGGUGGCUGAGAAAGGACAGGGUAGUCCAGGACAGACCAGAGGAGAUCCCCGCAGAGGCUGUCUUCCUAGAACACGAGCCAUGGGGGAGGUAACAGAAAAUCACAGUGGUGAUGGAGAAUGGAGUUUUUCAGGGGAGGCCCUGUCAGAAUUGGGAUAGUCUGGGAGUAUAUAAUGAUGAACUUUUUUAAUGUCAUGAGUAGAAAACGGUCCUAGGAAGAGGGCUGGGGGUUGGGGGUAUUUGGAUAAGAAAACACGGAACAAAGCCUGUGUCCACAUGAAGGAAAGCAGCAUUGCUGUCGCAGAUUAAGCUCAGUGAACAGAGAUAUGUCAGCGUCUGAACUGAGAAAGCACAACAAGAAAGAGUCAACUACAACUGCACAGGAAGGAAUGGGCAGGAGGUAAGGAUGCUUUUGUCGCCAGGACAGUAAGAAUUAGAGAAAGGAGGGGCAGGGACUAUAAAACCUGCUUUUCAGCUUCAGUAUUAAAUUCAGGUAUAGCUUUGUUCACGUUAUUCAUUAAACAAAUGUUGGCUAACCAACACUAAAUGUACUAAACUCCACCGAGUUAAAUUAUGAAACUUUGAAAUCCUUUGAAUGUCAGUAACAAUGGAGCAGGAAUGGAGAAGCCAAUCGUUGCUUAUGGAAGAAUACUUUAGCUAUCUCUUUCUGUUUCAGAAGCUUUAAACAGAUCAUUUCUUGAUUCCAAUAAAGCAUUUUACAAGAUUUUGCAUGGUACUCUCAGAAGAUGGAAAAACCAUGGUAAUAAAACAUGAAUGACAAAA
This is a messenger RNA of Equus caballus (horse), 2166 nucleotides long. Lineage: Eukaryota; Metazoa; Chordata; Mammalia; Perissodactyla; Equidae. The record is from RefSeq and is a predicted model, not a curated record.